Arthroderma uncinatum is the source of this 738-nucleotide messenger RNA. Its product is annotated as NADP-dependent alcohol dehydrogenase 6. Gene Ontology annotation, molecular function: alcohol dehydrogenase (NADP+) activity. Gene Ontology annotation, biological process: alcohol metabolic process. The transcript has a single exon. The record is from RefSeq and is a predicted model, not a curated record. Bases 1 to 738 code for a protein of 245 amino acids. Lineage: Eukaryota; Fungi; Ascomycota; Eurotiomycetes; Onygenales; Arthrodermataceae.
AUGGUUGGGACAUACAACGGUAAAUACCCUGACGGAAGCAAAUCAUACGGUGGUUAUGCCGAUUACUGGAGAGGCCCUGCGUGGUUUGUCUUUAAAAUCCCAGAUGGCCUUCCCAGCGCGAUUGCAGCGCCUUUGCUGUGUGGGGGUACAACUGUUUUCUCACCGUUGCGUCGGGGCGGCGCCGGGCCGGGGAAGUCUGUUGGUAUCAUUGGGAUUGGAGGUUUAGGCCAUAUGGGGCUCCUUUUCGCCAAAGCUAUGAAAUGCGACAAAGUUGUUGCUAUAUCACGGACCAGCUCCAAAAAAUCAGAUGCAUUGAAUGGGUUGGGAGCGGAUGUUUUUAUUGCCACAGAUGAAGAAAAGAACUGGGCAAAGGCACACUCACGGACUCUCGACUUGAUUAUCUGCACGGUUUCGUCCGGGAACAUGCCCAUUGAAAAUUACCUCCGCCUGCUUAAACGUGGUGGUGAGUUUAUUCAGGUCGGCGCGCCAGAGGAUCCUUUCCCGGCAUUUAGAGUCGGGGUAAUGAUGGGGAAAGGGCUGAAGGUUGGUGCGUCGGCUAUUGGCUCCACGGAAGAGAUCAGGGCUAUGCUUGAGCUUGCAAACGAGCAAAGGGUGCUUCCUUGGGUACAAGAGCGGCCGAUGGACAAUGUGAAUCAAGCAUUGGUGGAUAUGCAUGAGGGCAAGGCAAGAUAUCGAUAUGUUUUGGUUAACAAGGUUGAAGGUAACACAAAGCUUUAA